Colletotrichum abscissum is the source of this 231-nucleotide messenger RNA. RefSeq lists its product as uncharacterized. The coding region runs from base 1 to 231 and encodes 76 amino acids. The transcript is spliced from 2 exons. The record is from RefSeq and is a predicted model, not a curated record. NCBI's taxonomy places the organism in Eukaryota, Fungi, Ascomycota, Sordariomycetes, Glomerellales, Glomerellaceae.
AUGUGGCUCGGAACCGACAGCCUAGACACACAUGUCCAACACCACCACCAGGCUUUCCCUCUCCGAGGAUCAGAACUUUUAUGCAACCAUGCGGACCACCGUAUGCGGUGGGAAGCUGCGAAAGUAAGAACCCAUGCCUUCUUCAUACAUGAACAAAUGAGAGUAUCUUCUCGCUCAGCUAGUGAAGCAGAUGCUUUCUCUAUGGCCUCUCACCACCUUAACCCAAGGUAA